AUGGACGAUGGCUUCAAUCCCGGAGCAGAGGGCACUAGUCUAGAGCUACAAUACGUGUCUCCCGCUCUUCCUAUGUAUUCAUAUGCCCCACAAGGUGGCCCUGCUAGUACAGCCGUUUUUGGUCCUACGCCUGCCUCUGUUAUACCGCCACCCCCAUUCCCUGUGUAUUUUGAGAGAUACCGGGCGAUGGGAGCCUUGCGACAGAAAUGGAUCGACGAUCCCACGGAUCCCAGCAACAAUGUAAGGCCAUUCAGACUUAACUUCAGAUACUUAACUCGAGAAUUCCCAAUGAGAUUGCCUUGGGACACGAGAUUUGACAAAGUGCUCAAGGUUCCUAACUACAUGGCGGAUGUAAUAGCAGGGCUUGGUCUCCCGGUCGAAGCCCGGCAAAUGAUCCUGGUCAAUAGACCUAAUGAGCGCAGGACACCCUAUAAUCUUGAUUCAGCCAGGCUAGGCUACCGAAAGAAGUUUAACGAACAAAAUAACGCCACCGCAGAGGGGUAUAUCCUCGCCCUGGAUGUUCACAGAGAGGAUGGGCCCCACUGGUCAGAUUUCGUCCUUGCGCAGUACAUUCUUAAGCACAAGAUUGAGACCUUGAGGCACGUUUUCAUUGGAAAUGUUGUUAACAAUGAUACUCGGGACCUUAUGUUUGCCAUUUUUGUGGAUGCGCUUGGGUUGCCAGGGCGGCAACCGCCAAUCGAAGAAAUCCCAGAGGGCACAUCUAUUACUUGUGAAUUUGGAACUCCCAAUUAUCAGGCUGUUCUAGGAACAACUUUUGGAAAGGGAGUGGCUGCCAUUAUAAUAGCAGGAUUCCCCAAUGGUCAGUAUCGUAUCGCAAGAAUCAUUAUGCAGAAACGCUUCCUGAUGCAGUUGCAAUUCGAUAUCCUGCCAACUGAACAAGUGCCGGAUCCAGGCCCUGCUGCCGCUCAAGCAGUUGCUCCAUCUGCUCUCGCUCAAGAAGCAGCUCCCUCUGUUCCCGCUCAAGGAGCAGCUCCGUCUGCUUCCGCCCAAGCAGAAGAUCCGAUGGAUUGUGGCGAGUGA
Molecule: messenger RNA, 1041 nt
Organism: Penicillium paradoxum
Lineage: Eukaryota; Fungi; Ascomycota; Eurotiomycetes; Eurotiales; Aspergillaceae
Exons: 1
Coding region: 1-1041 (346 amino acids)
Source: RefSeq, a predicted model, not a curated record